CAUUCCAUUACAUUCAAAAGGAGAAUGAAGGGCGGGAGGAAGAGGUCUCGAUCUUCUACAGUCGAUGAUGCAGAGGAUCGCCACGAGCGCUUGCAUGCUUCUACGCGGCGCGGCGACCAUCGAGCAACUAGUCAGGCGGUUGAGGCUUCGGCCCCGUCUCCGUCUGCUACUCCGGCCGGGGCUCCGUCUCCGUGUCCGUCUGCUACAGCUCUGUCAGGUGGUCCAUCUACUACAGCUCCGUCAGGUACUCCGGCUGAGCCUCAGCCUCAUCCUACUCCGGUCUCUCCGAUGGUUGAGUUACCUCUUGAGGAGACAUCUGGCGAGCAGUCUUCUUCGGAGCCCAGUGGCGAGGAGUCUGCUUCUGAGACUGCUUCUGAGGCCAGUGGUGAGGAGGAGGAGCCUCUUAUUCUCCAGGAGGAGAUUGAUGCUGCUGAUGUUGUGCUAGAUGUGGUGGCAGAGGGCGGCGCGGAUGACGACCUCAUCCAGAGGGUGGCACCGUUUCCCGGGGGGCCUGAGGAUCUGUCGCUUCUUGCGCAUUAUCCUGACCACAAGGCUCCUUGGACGUGGCAGGCACUUCUUCGCACAGACCCGCGGUACGUGGACCGUCGGACAUUGAGGGUGGCCACUGUUGGGGGGAAGGUAUGGAACCUCCCCUGUGAUGGCGAUUCAGAGGCCCACACACAUGUGCGACAGCUGCUGCAGCAGACGGGUUUGUAUCACCUGCCUUGGUGCGGGUUACCGGAGACAGACCCAGCUGUCGUACUGGCCCUUGUUGAGAGAUGGCAUGAGGAGACGAGUAGCUUCCACAUGCCGUUCGGGGAGAUGACUAUCACCCUGGACGAUGUGUCUGCUCUUCUCCAUCUUCCCACAGGGUCGAGGUUCUACACUCCGGGCAGAGGGGAGCGAGACGAGGUUGCAGCGCUCUGCGCCCAGCUCCUGGGAGGAUCUGUUGCUGCUUAUCUGGCUGAGUUUGAGGCGGCGGGUGGCCAGAACAUUCGGUUCAUUACUCUGAAGACCAUGUACACGUCUGCUAUGGAUGGGGGACGCUAUGAGGAUGCUGCUAGGAUCUGGCUGGUGAACCAGCUUGGUGCCACCCUCUUUGCCAGCAAGAGUGGUGGUUACCACACUACUGUCUACUGGAUCGGGAUGCUUGAGGACCUCAGUCGCGUGUCGGAGUACGCGUGGGGUGCGAUUGCGCUGGCUUCGUUGUACGAACAGCUGAGUCGUGCAUCCCGCAGGAAGACAGCGCAGAUCGGUGGGUUCACCUCCCUCGUGCUGUCAUGGGCGUAUGAGUACAUAUCCAGCAGCGUCAUUAUCAUGACGGAGGUCCCCGGCUACACACAGGACCAGCCUAGGGCGCAGCGGUGGUCCACGUCUCGGAUCGCGCAUUCCGGACUCGAUGAGAGACGAGUCAUGCUCGAUGAGCUUACAGUGGAUGAUAUCACAUGGACCCCUUUUGAGGACCAUCGAGAUGUUCGACCGCGGGAUCCCAGGGCCCUCUAUUCCGGCUACAUCUGGACACCUUACGGCCGGUCUGUGAGCCGACAUCUACCAGAGCGGGUUAUGCGCCAGUUUGGCUUCAUACAGGACAUCCCUCGACACCCCUCUGAGAUCCAGACGACGGGGUCCCUUGCUGAGACCACAGAUGCUGCCUAUGCUGAGUUUGAGCCGCACCUCCGCCCUCAGGGGAUACCUGCUACAUAUCCGGGAGAGGCGGUGGAGGGUUACAUGAGGUGGUAUAGCAGAGUGUCACAUGUGUUCAUCAUCCCUGAGGAUAGGAGGGAGGAGCUUAGUGCCGUGAUAAGUUUGGAUUCUAAACUUGGGUGUGGAGUUGUUGGAGCAGUCCCUGGAGGUGCCAGAGCUCGUGGAGAGGGUGAUCCUGGAGAGGGUGUUCGUGGAGGUCGAGCUCGUGGACCCAGAGGUCGCAGGGGGCGGGGUCGGUGA
Lotus japonicus is the source of this 1944-nucleotide messenger RNA. RefSeq names its product protein MAINTENANCE OF MERISTEMS-like. NCBI's taxonomy places the organism in Eukaryota, Viridiplantae, Streptophyta, Magnoliopsida, Fabales, Fabaceae. The transcript is spliced from 5 exons. Gene Ontology annotation, biological process: meristem maintenance; meristem development. The record is from RefSeq and is a predicted model, not a curated record. The coding region runs from base 25 to 1944 and encodes 639 amino acids.